This is a messenger RNA of Bombina bombina (fire-bellied toad), 2617 nucleotides long. RefSeq names its product RNA 2',3'-cyclic phosphate and 5'-OH ligase (gene RTCB). Gene Ontology annotation, molecular function: RNA ligase (ATP) activity. Gene Ontology annotation, biological process: tRNA splicing, via endonucleolytic cleavage and ligation. NCBI's taxonomy places the organism in Eukaryota, Metazoa, Chordata, Amphibia, Anura, Bombinatoridae. The record is from RefSeq and is a predicted model, not a curated record. Gene Ontology annotation, cellular component: tRNA-splicing ligase complex; nucleus. The transcript has 12 exons. Bases 54 to 1571 code for a protein of 505 amino acids.
UCCGUUUUGAGUGCUUGUCCAGUUGCCGAGUGCCUGUGUGAGGAGCUGACACCAUGAGCCGUAGCUACAAUGACGAGUUACAGUAUCUGGAUAAGAUCCACAAGAACUGCUGGCGGAUCCGCAAGGGCUUCGUGCCCAAUAUGCAGGUGGAAGGAGUGUUUUAUGUGAAUGACCCAUUGGAGAAGCUGAUGUUUGAAGAGCUCCGGAAUGCCUGCAGGGGAGGAGGCGCGGGCGGUUUCCUUCCUGCAAUGAAGCAGAUUGGGAAUGUGGCAGCUUUACCAGGAAUUGUUCAUAGGUCUAUUGGACUACCUGAUGUCCACUCUGGAUAUGGCUUUGCCAUCGGAAAUAUGGCCGCCUUUGAUAUGGAUAACCCUGAUUCAGUUGUGUCCCCAGGUGGUGUUGGCUUUGAUAUCAACUGUGGUGUCCGUUUGCUGCGCACAAACCUUGAUGAGGGUGAUGUGCAGCCUGUGAAGGAACAGCUUGCACAAUCCAUGUUUGACCAUAUUCCUGUGGGAGUUGGAUCUAAGGGGGUCAUCCCCAUGACUGCUAAGGAUCUUGAAGAAGCUCUGGAGAUGGGAGUAGACUGGUCCCUGAGGGAGGGCUAUGCCUGGGCUGAGGACAAGGAGCAUUGUGAGGAAUAUGGCAGGAUGUUGCAGGCAGAUCCCAACAAAGUGUCUUCUAAAGCAAAAAAGCGAGGUCUGCCUCAGUUGGGUACACUUGGGGCCGGAAACCAUUAUGCUGAGAUCCAGGUGGUGGAUGAGAUUUAUGAUGAGUAUGCUGGAAAGAAAAUGGGAAUUGAUCACAAAGGACAAGUCUGUGUAAUGAUCCACAGUGGCAGCCGAGGUCUGGGGCAUCAAGUGGCAACAGAUGCAUUGGUAGCCAUGGAAAAGGCAAUGAAGCGGGAUAAGAUUAUUGUGAAUGACAGACAGCUGGCAUGUGCUAGGAUCUCCUCCGCUGAGGGGCAAGACUAUCUGAAGGGUAUGGCCUCUGCAGGCAACUAUGCAUGGGUCAAUCGCUCCUCCAUGACAUUCCUCACCAGACAGGCCUUUGCUAAAGUGUUUAACACAACCCCAGAUGACCUUGACAUGCACGUUAUCUAUGAUGUGUCUCACAACAUUGCUAAGGUGGAGCAACACGUGGUAGAUGGGAAAGAGAAAACACUGCUGGUGCAUAGGAAAGGGUCUACACGUGCCUUCCCACCCCAUCACCCUCUCAUUGCUGUAGAUUAUCAAUUGACAGGCCAGCCUGUACUGAUUGGCGGCACUAUGGGAACCUGCAGUUACGUUUUAACUGGAACUGAAAAAGGAAUGACUGAGACGUUUGGUACAACCUGCCAUGGAGCUGGAAGAGCUCUUUCUAGAGCUAAAUCCAGGCGCAACUUGGAUUUCCAAGAUGUUUUGGACAAGCUGGCUGACAUGGGAAUAGCAAUUAGAGUAGCAUCUCCAAAACUGGUUAUGGAAGAGGCACCUGAAUCUUAUAAGAAUGUCACAGAUGUAGUUAACACCUGUCAUGAUGCCGGCAUCAGCAAAAAAGCCAUUAAACUGCGACCUAUAGCUGUUAUUAAGGGCUGAGCAGAUCCUUUAAAGAUGCAGAACUGAGCAUAAACUGACAGGAACAUCACAACCUAACCUGGUUUGGGCCCAACAAGACCCUGAUUAUCCCCGGAGAGAGAUUCAUCUUAUAUCUCUGUAUACCGUAAACCCUUCAUAAUCCCAUUCAGCUUUGUAUUAAUGUGAGAGAGCCGUGAUCAAGGACUCUUUUUGGAAUUGAAGAAAUGAUCAACCAACAUAUUAGUUUUGCAUUUUUCUUCUGUUUACUGAGAUCUUUCUAUUUAAUUUUGGAAUUGCUUCUAACAUUCUCUUAUGAUGUUACAAACUGUCAUUCCCCCGGCACCACAAAACAUAAUUUAAAGGGACAUUCUAGAUCAUUAGUUUAAGCAUGAAAUGUUUGCAUUAUCAGUACUUCAACUUUCUGUUAAACCCCAGCAAGUGCUAAACACAGUUAACCCCUUAACAACCACGGCAUACCCUGGUCGUUGAGGGUUUUUCAGGUCAUAGUGUGGGUCUUGCCGUGAGUGGCAGGACUGUGCUAUUAUGACCUCCUAGAAUAAGGAGAAAACAGGUGUAAUAUUUCCUGCGCUGAGUGUUUGUAUGCUCUCAAAACCACAAAAAUUCCCCUCUGGAACUUUGGGGGUGACUUCCUGGAAUAGCACAGUCUUGCCACUGGCUGCGAGACAGCAAUAUAAAACAACAAUCCCCAUUCAAAGACAUUAAGAGGUUAAAGGGACAUGAAACUCAAAAUUAAACUUCCAUGGAUCAAAUAGAGAAUGUCAUUUUAAUAGACUUUUGAAUUUACUUCUAUUAUCGCAUUUACUUUCUCUUGGUAUUUUUUAUUAAAAAGCAUACCAAAGUAAGGUCAGGAGCCGCAAUGCACUACUGGGAGCUAGCUGGUGAUUAGUGGCUAUGCCAUUUGUCAUUGGCUUACCAGAUGUGUUCAACUAGUUUCCGAAGUGCAUUGCAGCUAUUUACCUGACUUAAGUAUGUGUUUAACCUCUUUCCAUGGGUUAAACACACAGUUAUACACGAGCAAUAGUGCAAUAAUAAAAUACUGAAGCACA